This is a messenger RNA of Drosophila ananassae, 4952 nucleotides long. RefSeq lists its product as uncharacterized. NCBI's taxonomy places the organism in Eukaryota, Metazoa, Arthropoda, Insecta, Diptera, Drosophilidae. The record is from RefSeq and is a predicted model, not a curated record. Gene Ontology annotation, molecular function: protein binding. Bases 836 to 3913 code for a protein of 1025 amino acids. The transcript is spliced from 3 exons.
UUUCAUAAAUUAGGGACUGAUCUCACUCCCAUUUAUAAUAAUAAGAGAAGAGAAGACCUCGCCAGUUUUAAAAAAUGCUCAUGGGAUCCCUACCCUGACAUGCCAAAAAUUAAAUUAAUUUUCUAGCAUAAUUCAAGGAGCUCAGGGAAUUAGUGAAGGUGGGACAUGGAAACUAGAAGGAAAGGAGCCCCGCUUGAAAUUUUAUGAGGUCAUAAAUCUUUCGACAUGUGGGCUGCCAUUCCCGUCAUCAUCAAUAGCUAGAAAGAAAUGAAAUCUGCAAGCGAAAAAAUGCAUUUUUUAUUGUUUUUCCUUAUCGUUACCCAAAUUCCCAUAAACAAUUCAUCAGAAAAAGGAGCAACAAGGAUAUGCAAAUAUAUUAACCGAUAUAUUUGUUUACAUUUUCCACAAAGUGUAGCAAAAACCCGAACACGAAAAAGUUUCCAAACUCGUUCCAUGACAAGUGACUGAAACAAUAAGCCUAAAACGUUUUAAAACUCUCUUAAAACGCAAACAAUGACAGUGGCAGCAGUAUAAAGUGCUGGAACAAAACCAUCAGCGCCAAUAUCAUCAACAUCGUCAACGGCAGCCGGUCCAGUCACUCGGCCAUCAGCACGGCGGCAGCAACACUGGUCUAUGGCUAAUACAAAAGUAACAAACAACAAAUCGCCAAAAAAAACUGAGUCAAAAGUUCGCCAAAGCAUUUGAUGCUAAAACAACAAAAACGAAAAUACAACAUCCCCAUCCACAUUGGCAGCACUUUUACGAGUUGCCAACUACCUUGUACAACGAAUUUUUAUUACUGCACUAGAUCUACGACAGUUCGAUUUAGUAUGCUAUGGCCGUGGCGAGGGCCCUGGCUGUUAGUGCAACCUCUGGAGUUGGCCAAGACAUAGCCAGCGACAAUAGUGCCCAGUGCCGCACGUUGGCCACCAAAGUGCGCCGGAAAGGGCCACGCCCUCAGAGACGUUUGCACCCACCCCUCCUGCAGCCCAUUCGCCUGAUCUUGACACUGACCCAACACCUGCGCCUUCUCCUCUGGCUCUUGUUCUGCUGUUGCCAAUUGGCCCAGAGCGUAGUGGAGGCAGAGUGUCCAGCGGUGUGCGAGUGCAAGUGGAAGAGCGGAAAGGAGUCCGCCUUGUGCCUUAACGCCAACCUCACACAUAUCCCCCAGCCCCUGGACGCUGGCACUCAGCUGCUGGACUUGAGUGGUAAUGAAAUACAGUCCAUACCCGAUGACAGCUUCGCCUCUGCCCAAUUGUUGAAUCUGCAAAAAGUUUACUUGGCCAGGUGUCAUUUGAAGCUAAUUGAACGCCAUGCGUUCCGUAAGCUUAUUAAUUUGGUAGAAUUGGACCUUAGCCAAAAUUUCCUCUCUGCUAUACCCUCGUUGGCUUUGUUUCACGUUUCGGAACUGCGGGAACUGCGGCUGAGCGGAAACCCCAUACUGCUAGUCCCAGAUGACGCGUUUGGACACGUGCCUCAAUUGGUCAAACUGGAGCUGAGCGAUUGCAGAUUGGGACACAUUGCCAUCCGGGCAUUUUCCGGCUUGGAAAGCAGCCUGGAGUGGCUAAAACUAGACGGAAAUCGGUUGAGUGAAGUUCGGAGCGGCACCAUAACUUCCUUGGCGUCGCUACAUGGCUUGGAGCUGGCUGGAAAUGACUGGAACUGCAGCUGCUCUCUAAGACCUCUGAGAGCCUGGAUGCUGCAACAAAAUAUUCCAAGUGGCAUUCCCCCCAGCUGCGCUUCUCCACCUCGGUUGUCUGGCAGAGCCUGGGACAAGCUAGAUGUAGAUGAUUUCGCCUGUGUUCCACAGAUCGUGGCUACUGAUACCACUGCACAUGGAGUCGAGGGCCGAAACAUCACUAUGAGCUGUUAUGUGGAAGGAGUUCCCCAACCAGCAGUUAAAUGGCUACUAAAAAAUCGGCUCAUAGCCAAUCUGAGUGCCGGGGAAGGUGACACCGAUUCGGAACCCAGAACUGCGGCAGCCACUCAAGGACGAAAAACCUAUGUAGUGAAUAUGCUACGAAACGCCUCUAAUCUGACCAUUCUUACAGCUGAUAUGCAGGAUGCGGGAAUCUACACUUGUGCUGCGGAAAACAAGGCCGGCAAAGUGGAGGCCAGUGUUACGCUUGCUGUAUCCAGAAGACCUCCAGAGGCACCCUGGGGCGUAAGGAUUGUUCUCCUAGGCGUGAUAGCUGCCCUUCUUUUCGUCGGUGGCUCUUCAUUAGCAGCUAUUUGCUUUUGUUCUCUGCAACGGCGAAGAAAACUUAGACUGUGGAACUCAGUACCGCCAGUAAGACGAAGUGAAAGCUACGAAAAAAUUGAAAUGACGGGUAGGACGCGACCGGAUCUUGGUGGCGGGGCCAGCUGCGGGGGCGGGAGUGCCACCGGAGCGGGUCUCUUCCCUGACCCAGAGGAGCAGAGCUAUUUAAGAGCAGGCCACACUCCGUUGAGCGAUUCCGAUGCGGGGCAGGCGGCAAUAGUGAAUCCCAGUGCAGCCGGAGGAGCUCAGAGAAGAAACGGAGAUUACCUGAACGUGUCCACCCACUGCGAUGACGAGGAGGACGAACAGCAACAGCACCUGCACGAACACCACUCACAGCACCCACAGCCAACUGCGAGUCCGCAGAAAAAUCAGCAGAGGAAAGGCUCCCAGGGUCGUGUUGUCUCCGCAGCUGGGGCGAAUAAUUCACCACUAUUGGAGGAAACAGAUCUGCAUAUACCGCGCCUCAUCGACAUCAGCGGAACCGAUUCGGCCUCGAGUUCCAUCUCCAGUCAGGUCGACGCCGCAGCUCGCUUGGCAAGUUUUGCCGGACACUCAUGGAAAACUACGGCCAUUGCUACCACGAAGAUCAAAUCGCCGCACAGCAAACCGGCGACAACAAACCCCGUCUCGACUACACCCUACGUACACUACGGAGGAAGAAGAGCAGCCGACGACGGAAUUGCCACGUCAGUGUUUUGUAGCGAGGGCCAGGAAAGUGAUCUCUUCGAUAGCAAUUACCCGGACUUGUUGGACAUUGCCAAGUAUGCGUUGGCUCAGGCGCAGCAGCAAAGUCAGGGACAAUCUCAUGGCCAAAACCCUCCCAUGCCCAACGGGAGCCUUUGCACGUUGCCCCGGAAACUGAAGACUAGUGGAAAGUACUUCUGUAAUUCCUCGGACAGUCAGUCAGCACUUUUGGCUGACAAUUCAAGCAAAUACGGCAGCAGCAUUCUUGGCGACGGAACUUUUCUGAACGAAGCUAUGGGUCUGGGUCGUAGAUACUCAGCGGAGUCCAGCUAUGCGAAUUACUCAAGUACUGCGACCUACACAGGUGGAGGUCAAAGGGCAAACAGCUUUCUCAAUCUGGUCCAAAGUGGUGCUCACAAGGGCCCAAGCGGCUUAUUACUGGGACACCUGGGGCAAAAGCCAAGCUUACCCUCCAGCCCAGUGCAGCAUCAAAGAUCCUUAUCAAGUGCGGCCACGCCCCUUUUGGACUUCACCGCUCUGGCGUCGAGGGCCGCCGGGGCAGCCAACUCCUCAGUGGCCGCCUACGACUACCAUGCUGCGCAGCUGGAACGUUUCCUGGAGGAGUAUCGUAACCUGCAGGACCAGCUAUGCAAAAUGAAAGAAACCUGCGACACGAUCCGGAAAAAGGAGACUCCGCUCCGAGUGGCCGUUGGCCAGUCGGCGGCUCAGUUGGCAGACCCCGUGAUGUACAGUGCGGCCACGCACAGUCCGAAGCCGCCGAUGACGGGCAACUUGAAAGCAAAGACUCUGCUCCCAGGACAAACACCAGAGCCGCCGCCCUACUGGCUCCACCGCAACGCUAUGCUCAAACGUCUGAACGCGGAUGGUGGUGCGAAUGGGGGUUCCGGCAUGGCAGGUGACUCACCCGCCUCACAGCAGUCAGGCCAGGACAUAUUUAAAAGCUAAUCGAAAACAUGUACAGCCGGGGAAUUAAGCGAAAAUACGUAUAUAAGGGUUCUUCGGACAUCCGAAGAAGGCAUGAUCUUUCUUUAUGUGAAAUAAAUAUACUAAUUUUAUUCAAUCUAAUUCAUUUUGGUUAAUAUACUUAUUUCAUUAAAUAAAAAAAUAUAUAUAAGUAAUUUUUCAUGUUUGACUUAAAGACAGAUAUAGUCAAUUGUUUUCCGAUCUAUGAAUGUACAUAUAUUCUGACAAAGAAUAUUUAUAAUCAUUUGCAAGUGAUUACAAAAUACUGCCCAUACUGUCACAGUUACUUUUUAUACUUACAAUUAUAAUUGUAAUAAUAAUUAUCGAUUGAACAUUAGUUCAAGCAUUAAAACUGAAAUUUUUGCAACUGAUUUGAAUUCUAUCCAUAUUUACUCGCUUUGAAAGCUCAUGCCUGGUAAAAGAACAUGCAUUUGUCUGGAUAGUUAGUUAGGAUUAGGUAGUUGGAGGUCACUCAACUGGUUAAAUACCCAGCCCCUCUAUUGUAUUAUAGAAACACUUUUUCACUCUUUAUACUCGCUAUAAAAAAAUAUAAAACACAUAACGAAAUUGUUAAGGAGAAGCUAUAGAAUAACAUUGUAAGUGUAUAGUCAGUAGUCCCCUUAAGCAAAGGACACUUUCUAGAGUAAACCCUAUUGGACUGUAGAAUCCUAGUACCCUUAAAACUCUCGUGUUAGUUUAACUACAAGUGUUUAUGUAAUACAAGCAAUCUCACAUAAACCAAGAAGAUAAUAUUAGAUAAUCUAAUAAAAUCAUAUGUUUGAGUUGUCACAGACUGCGAGAAUUGAUGGAUUGACUGAAGUAUCGGUUGAUUGUUUAUCAUUUCUUUUACUUUAUGAUCACAAAUUGUAAGCCAAUCACUGAGUUCAAUCGAUUGCGAAAUUGUUGACUUACAAUAAAAACAAAAAGUAUAGCAUAUUUUAGGGUGUCUCUGAACUAAAAAUUUUACAAAAUUUUCACCCAACCAACAAAAAAAUAAAAAAAUAAAUUAGUUGAAAAUUAA